AUGGGGAAGUACUUCGGCCUGCGAGGCAAGAGCCUCAACUGGGCCAUUAGCACUAUUGCCGGCUGCGAUUUCCUGCUCUUCGGAUAUGACCAGGGCGUGAUGGGUGGCAUCCUCACCCUGUCCAUCUUUCUGCAGCAGUUCCCCUCCAUCAACCCCGAGGAAGACGGGCUUGACCCGGCAGAGUCCUCGCGCCGGGCCACGAACCAGGGCAUCGCCAUAGCAUCAUACAACCUGGGCUGCUUCCUCGGGGCCGUCAUCGCCAUAUGGAUCAGCAACCCGCUGGGCCGCAAGCACAUGAUCACGCUUGGCACCGCCCUCAUGGUCGUCGGGGCGGUGCUGCAGGCGACCGCCUUCCGGCUCGACCACUUCGUCAUCGGGCGCAUCAUCACGGGGCUCGGCAACGGCGCCAACACGUCGACGGUCCCGACCUGGCAGUCCGAGACGUGCAGCGCCCACAAGCGGGGCAAGCUGGUCAUGAUCGAGGGCGCCCUCAUCACGUGCGGCGUCAUGAUCUCGUACUGGGUCGACCUCGGCUUCUCCUUCUUCCCGUCCUCGGUCGCCUGGCGCUUCCCGCUGGCGUUCCAGGUCGUCUUUUGCGUCUUCAUCCUGGCCUUCGUCUGGAACCUGCCCGAGUCGCCGCGCUGGCUCAUCCUCAAGGGGCGCCAUGACGACGCGCGCGAGGUGAUUGCGGCCAUCGCAGACCUGCCCGUCGACGACGACUACGUGCAGAGGGAGUACCAGGUCAUUAAGGAGACGGUGGAGGAGAUGUCCAAGGGGAGCUUCGCGGACUUGUUCACCAUGGACAAGGACCGCCACCUCCAUCGCACGCUACUGGCCUACGUCAACCAGAUGUUCCAGCAGAUCUCGGGCAUCAACCUGAUUACCUACUACGCCGCCGUCAUCUACUCGCGCCUCGGCAUGUCCGACUUCAUGUCGCGUCUACUGGCCGCCCUGAACGGGACCGAGUACUUCCUCGCGUCCUGGCCCGCCGUCUUCCUCGUGGAGCGGGUUGGCCGUCGGAAGCUCAUGCUAUUCGGUGCCGUGGGACAAGCGGGGACCAUGGCCAUCCUCGCUGGCGUUGGAUCCAGGAAUGAGCUCCCGUACCAGAUCACGGGAAUCGUCUUCUUGUUCGUCUUCAACACCUUCUUCGCCAUCGGUUGGCUGGGUAUGACCUGGCUGUAUCCAGCAGAAAUUGUGCCACUUCGGAUUAGGGCGCCAGCCAACGCGCUGUCGACCUCUGCGAAUUGGAUCUUCAACUUUAUGGUCGUAAUGAUCACUCCCGUCUCGUUCAACACCAUAGGGUACCAGACUUACAUCAUCUUUGCCGUCAUCAACGCCUCCAUGGUGCCCUGCGUCUACUUCUUCUUCCCCGAGACAGCGUACCGGUCGCUCGAGGAGAUGGACUCCAUCUUCCACAAGGUAAAGGGCGCCAGGGGAGUUUUUGACGUUGUGCGCCAGGCCGAGGUUGAACCGCGGCGAUAUGGGAAGAAUGGCGAGCUGCUUGUCGUGGACGAGGAGACUCGCCCCGAAGCAGUCAAGUGCGGCUCAAGCAGCGAGAACGGCGGGGUCUGGCAUGCCGAGGGUGGGGCACAGCAGGGACCUGGAGCGCCUGAAAAAUAG
This is a messenger RNA of Gaeumannomyces tritici R3-111a-1, 1620 nucleotides long. RefSeq names its product sugar transporter STL1. The coding region runs from base 1 to 1620 and encodes 539 amino acids. Gene Ontology annotation, molecular function: carbohydrate:proton symporter activity. Gene Ontology annotation, cellular component: membrane. Lineage: Eukaryota; Fungi; Ascomycota; Sordariomycetes; Magnaporthales; Magnaporthaceae. Gene Ontology annotation, biological process: carbohydrate transport; transmembrane transport. The transcript has 3 exons. The record is from RefSeq and is a predicted model, not a curated record.